Messenger RNA from Mya arenaria, 2041 nucleotides. Its product is annotated as pituitary homeobox x-like. Gene Ontology annotation, molecular function: RNA polymerase II cis-regulatory region sequence-specific DNA binding; DNA-binding transcription factor activity, RNA polymerase II-specific. Gene Ontology annotation, cellular component: nucleus. The record is from RefSeq and is a predicted model, not a curated record. The transcript has 3 exons. NCBI's taxonomy places the organism in Eukaryota, Metazoa, Mollusca, Bivalvia, Myida, Myidae. Bases 337 to 1254 code for a protein of 305 amino acids. Gene Ontology annotation, biological process: anatomical structure morphogenesis; regulation of transcription by RNA polymerase II.
ACAGUUUAAGCUUCUGUAAACAUAUUUCACAAGUUCCAGUCGUCUUUACAUCUAUAUGCUUAUUCUGGAUGUGUUCAUGUCUCAACCUAUUCACUUUAUUACUAGGAAUCAGUGAAACAUUUCAUUGGAGUGCAUUUCAAGAGGUUUGGGGUAAUUAUAACUAAGGACUCUUCAUUUAAAAGUGACUUCAUAAUUACGCGCGACAGGAAUUUUCUCACAAAUAAAACUGGUGAGAAAGUUUCCAUGAUAUUAAUCCGACAAGUGACAAAACCUCAUUGUAAGUGCUAGGAACUGAGGAAAUCUAUGAACACGUUCGCGGAUUGUCUACCGCAGUAAAUGAAUGGUUUUAAUGAGAGCCUGUGCAAUCUAGACGGAGUACGACCCACCGCUUCUGCCGCCGGGACUAUGCAUCUAGAGACAAUUCCCGUCGGAAAUCCGGACAGCUCCCACACCGCUCACACAACCAGCUUCGACUCCACCACCUCAUCCCCCGGAGAAAUGUCAGACGUCAAACCAGCAGUGUCUCCCGAUAUGAAAAUGAAACCGGAAGCGGAAAUGAGUGAUGAAGACAAGAAGAAGAAGAGACAGAGGCGACAACGGACACAUUUCACGAGUCAACAGCUCCAAGAAUUGGAGGCGACCUUCGCGCGCAACAGGUACCCGGAUAUGGCGACACGUGAGGAGAUCUCUGCCUGGACCAACCUCACCGAGGCACGCGUUAGGGUCUGGUUCAAGAACAGACGCGCAAAAUGGAGGAAGCGUGAACGCAACAUGGAGACGUUUAAGACCGGGUUUGGCACACAAUUUACCGGACUGAUGCAGCCAACGUUUGACGACAGCUUCUACAAUGGCUACUACAACAACACAUGGGCGACUAAGGUGCCCAGUCCCCUGGGCUCCAAGUCAUUCCCCUGGGGCUUCAACUCAGUGAACCCGCACCUGUCGUCCGUGGUACCCUCCCAGCCCAUGUGCUUCUCCUCUCCUUCGAGCAGCAUCAGUUCCGGCAUGGUGAACAACGUGCCGCCCGUUCCAACCAACAUGAACACCCCUAACUCCCCGUGCCCGUACGCCAGCCCGGCGCCGCCCUACAUCUACACCCCAAACAGAGACACAUGCACGAACAGUAUAGCGGCGCUGCGGCUCAAGGCGAAGCAUCACUCGACCAUCCCCUUCACAUACCCAUCCAUGUCGCCCCGCCAGCAGUCGCUGUCCGCGUGUCAGUACGCCAGCGUCGGCAACACCGGCACUGUCUGAUGGCCGCUUACACACCGGCCGUGGGGUAAUACAUUCUGAUAGUGAUUAUUUAUGUGAAUAUGUUAACAGAGAUCUGAGCCGCGCGAAAAUUUUAUAGAUCUGAUCGUGGAUAUAAACUGAAAGAAACUUGCUUGCAAGGUCCACACAAUUAGUGCCCAGCUGUCUCUUAUGUGGCCAUGGGAACACUUAUCUAGUACACAGUGUUGGUUCGAACAAUAACGAAACGUGCAUUUCAGUGAUGCGCUGCAUUUACGUAUUAGGCUCUUCGGUAAGAGUUGCACUGGCAUUUUCUGUUUACAUGAUUUCAAUGUGUGUGCCCUGUCAAAAGCACAAACUGACAUUGCAAAAGGACUUAACAAGAUGUUGCAAUUGAGUGACGUCUUCCAAACUUAACGACGAUAGCCGAGGGUAUCGAAUAGUUAAACCGGAAGUAAGACAUUUUUCAUGAUUUUUCAUUGUUUUAACUACGUUACAUUUUUAUAUAUAAUUGUUUAUGUGUUCUUACUUUUUCACUUGAAAUGUGCUUGAAUGAUGGUUUAUUUGUUGAGUGUUUGGUAUCCAGAGAAAAAAAUCAUUGUGGACGUUUUCCUGGCUUGACUGUAAAAGUACAUUGAGUUCAUGUUGUUAUCUAAAAUUAUAGCGUUUCCGAUAGAUAUGUUCAUUUAUAUUGUAAACAGUAUUUACUGCAUGAAAAAAUAUUCUACAGUCAGGCCAUGAAAAUGUGCAGAAUAUUUAUUUAGCAUUUGUAUAGAAAUAUAAAAUUGUGAAUAAAAGAGAUCAAACAAUA